AUGUUCCAGCUGCCCAUCCUCAAUUUCAGCCCGCAGCAGGUGGCCGGGGUAUGCGAGACCCUGGAGGAGAGCGGGGACAUCGAGCGCUUGGGGCGCUUCCUCUGGUCCCUGCCCGUGGCCCCCGCGGCCUGCGAGGCGCUUAACAAGAACGAGUCGGUGCUGAGAGCCCGGGCUAUCGUGGCCUUCCACACGGGGAACUACCGGGAGCUCUACCACAUCCUGGAGAACCACAAGUUCACCAAGGAGUCCCACGCCAAACUGCAAGCCCUCUGGCUGGAAGCGCACUACCAGGAGGCGGAGAAGCUGCGGGGCCGACCCCUGGGGCCGGUGGACAAGUACCGCGUGAGGAAGAAGUUCCCGCUGCCGCGCACCAUCUGGGACGGCGAGCAGAAGACACAUUGCUUCAAGGAGCGGACGAGGCAUUUGCUGCGGGAGUGGUACCUGCAGGACCCUUACCCCAACCCCAGCAAAAAGCGGGAACUGGCUCAGGCCACGGGACUUACCCCCACGCAAGUGGGCAACUGGUUCAAAAACCGCAGGCAAAGGGACAGGGCAGCAGCCGCUAAGAACAGGCUACAGCAGCAGGUCCUAACGCAGGGCUCGGUGCGCUCGCUGCAAGCGGAGGAGGAGAGCGGCGGGGAGGCGGUGGGGGCCGCCUCCAGCCCCGCAGCCAGCCUCUCCAGCAAAGCGGCCACCUCCGCCAUCUCCAUCACAUCCAGCGACAGUGAAUGUGACAUCUGA
Camarhynchus parvulus is the source of this 741-nucleotide messenger RNA. RefSeq names its product SIX homeobox 6 (gene SIX6). Gene Ontology annotation, molecular function: DNA-binding transcription factor activity, RNA polymerase II-specific; RNA polymerase II cis-regulatory region sequence-specific DNA binding. The record is from RefSeq and is a predicted model, not a curated record. The transcript is spliced from 2 exons. Gene Ontology annotation, biological process: regulation of transcription by RNA polymerase II; eye development. NCBI's taxonomy places the organism in Eukaryota, Metazoa, Chordata, Aves, Passeriformes, Thraupidae. Gene Ontology annotation, cellular component: transcription regulator complex; nucleus. The coding region runs from base 1 to 741 and encodes 246 amino acids.